This is a messenger RNA of Colletes gigas, 2195 nucleotides long. RefSeq names its product DNA ligase 1-like. Gene Ontology annotation, cellular component: nucleus. The coding region runs from base 131 to 1957 and encodes 608 amino acids. The record is from RefSeq and is a predicted model, not a curated record. Lineage: Eukaryota; Metazoa; Arthropoda; Insecta; Hymenoptera; Colletidae. The transcript has 5 exons.
CAACCAAUAGCGGGCUACGUAGUUACCGCGUCGUAGAUUUUGCCGCGCAAACGUUGCGAUCAUCAUUCGUGAGAUAAUUAACCGAAUAUACUUGGCAGUUGUGACUUUGUUUCAGGUGAGUUUAUAAAAAAUGUUGGAAUCUGAUCAAAGUGACAAAGAGACACAGGAUGAGAGGCCUGCUCUGGAGGUACCUAAUAAGUCCUUAGAUACCAAUGUACCAACACAAAAGAGAAUACACGAAGACUCAUCAGGGGAUGAGAAGUUACAUUCAGUUUCUAAGAAAUUAUGUACUUCUACCGAUAAAGUUACAACCGAAGAUAAUAAUACAGAAUAUAUCCCAGAAGUUAAUGGUAGCGUUAAAGAUGUAAAUGAAUAUGCAAAAAAUAUUAAUACAACUGAUGAUAAAGAUGAUGCAAAAUGUACAUCUAUGGUGGAAGAAAGUACAGGCAGCGAUACAAAAGAAUCGCACGAUUUAAACUCUGAAAAUGAGAACGAAGAAGAAUGUAUUAAUACUAACGACGACGUCAAGACUAAGAUUCCCAGUGAGACCUCAAUGGAUAGCAAUAAGGAUAAUGUAUCUACAGAAUCUGAUACAAAUGUUGAUGCAAAAGGAGAAAUAACAAAGAAGGAAAAAACAGAGAAAGGAGACGAUAACAGUAAACAGAAAAAGAAACACGGUAAAUCACAAAUACAAGAUUCUGAAGUAGUGGAAGGGUUAGAACUUUCAGUAGAAUGUGCCAGUGACAAAGAAACAAGUUCUUCUGAAAGCGAGGAUGAGACGGAUAAAAAACCUAAACCAAAAACGAUAAUUGUUAAAGCUAAACCUAACGAUUCCGAACUUGAUGUUAGUUCUUCAGAGGCAGAGAAAUCAGAUUCACAGGAUGCAACUGAAGUACUGUCUAAACAAAAUGCAAAAAAAGAAAAAAAAAGGGGUCGAACAUCUUUCAGUAAAACAAAAGUUACCGAUUCCGAAGAAAACGAUGACAUUUCGGAUGAAGAUUAUAGUCCGCGAACUAAGAAGAAACUUAAGAAAACUACUGUAAAUAAAAAAGCUGUAAAAUUACCCUCAGAAUCAAAAAGGGGGCGUGGUUCAGUGAAAAAGGCAACUCAAAAUUUGGCUGUAAAGGAUGCGGAAGAGAAGGAGGGUCAUACAUCUUCUAGUAAAGCAAAUGCUACUGAUUCUGAAGAAAAUGAUAGUGUUUCGGAUGAAGAUUAUAGCCCACAAACUAAAAGGAAACUUAAGAAAACAGUAAGUAAAAAAGUUACAAAAUCAUCCUCAGAAUCAAAAAGAGGACGGGGUGCAAUAAAAACGGGAGCUCAAAAGUCAGUUGCGAAGGAGAUGAAAGAGAAAGAAAAGGAUGAGGAUGAAGAUGAGGAAAAGGAUGAGGAGGAGGAAAAGGAGGAACAGGAUGAGGAGGAAGAUGCGGAGAAGGAAGCCGAAAACCCCAAUACAAUAGAUAAUAAGAAAACUGAGGAAAGUCCAUCUGAUGAAGAGUCAGCGAAAAGUAAGAGUGAAAAUGAAAAUGAUAGUGACAAUUCAAAAAAUGAGAAACAAAAACCUGGUACCCAAAAAUCUGAGGAUAAAAGAAUUGAGUCUAUGAAAAAAUUUAUUAGAGCUGCUGGAAUACAUGUAAAAUCUUAUAAUGAACUGUGGGCUGGGUGUAAAACAAUUAAAGCAAAGGUAAUGUGUCUUAAAGAGUUGUUAGAAAAAAAUGGAGUUUUUGGAAGACCAACUUUGGAAAAGUGUAGAACAGUUAAACGCAGAAACGAAAAGUUGAAGGAUGUUGCUGAAUUGAGUACAAGCAAUAUUAUAUCAGAAGGACGUGUUACACGUGCCCAGAGAAAUAAGGAUUCUAACAAGGAGGUAACAAGAACGCCAGAAACUCCUACAAAACACCGCGAAGCACGGAAUUCAUUUAAAAGAGUUUUAAGGGUCGUUGAUAGUGAUUCGGAAUGAAACUUUGAUAAAAUUUGAAGGUAAUUUUUGAAAAUUGUUUAUCAAAUACAUCUACAUUAAUAAUUUACUUACCUGAAUGUGGUAAGUAUAUAUUUCAUCUUUUAAUGUUCGAAAUUACAUAUUACUUACGUUCUCUAUAAGACACAUGCAUAAAGUAAACUGAUACCAACCAAAUUGAAGGUGGAAAUAAGAUAUUAUAAGAUAUUUCGUGUAACUGUAUUUUACAAUAUUUAUAGCA